Messenger RNA from Penicillium arizonense, 915 nucleotides. RefSeq names its product VIT1/CCC1 transporter family protein. Gene Ontology annotation, biological process: intracellular manganese ion homeostasis. Bases 1 to 915 code for a protein of 304 amino acids. NCBI's taxonomy places the organism in Eukaryota, Fungi, Ascomycota, Eurotiomycetes, Eurotiales, Aspergillaceae. The transcript is spliced from 3 exons. The record is from RefSeq and is a predicted model, not a curated record. Gene Ontology annotation, molecular function: iron ion transmembrane transporter activity; manganese ion transmembrane transporter activity. Gene Ontology annotation, cellular component: fungal-type vacuole membrane.
AUGGCGUUCCUCUUCAUCAAGCAGAAGCUCUUCUCAACACGGGAAUCAGACAAGCUACCCGCAGGGAAACAACGCCUUCUAGCUCGCGUCGACGACGAUGAGACCAUCCGCGGCGACUCUGACCAAGACCUCGAAGCUCAGAGCUGUCGAUCCUAUAACACAUUCGGCAACGCCAGCCAGGACGAGUCCACAACCAGCGGCAGCAGCACUCGCUCAAGAAUUAACCCGCGUAUCGUCUCGGAUGCCAUCCUCGGUCUCUCAGAUGGACUCACAGUACCCUUCGCCCUGAGCGCUGGUCUUUCGGCUUUGGGAAACACAAAAGUUGUUGUUCUGGGUGGACUGGCCGAGCUAGCAGCCGGAGCCAUCUCCAUGGGAUUAGGAGGAUACGUCGGUGCCAAGAGUGAAGCUGAAUCAUACGAAACAACCAUCCGCGAAACACAACAAUUAAUCGAGAACGACCCGCAAGAAACUAGCUCUAUGGUCCGCGAGACUUUCGCCCCAUACGGUCUCUCAGACACAGCUAUCGAGGAUAUUACACGCGACCUGCAUGCCUCGCAAGACCGACUCUGCGAGUUCCUGCUUACAUUCCACCACCGCGAGACAGAGCCUGACUGCAACCAAGCCUGGAUCUCGGCCAUCACCCUUGCAGUGGGUUAUUUCAUUGGCGGGUUCAUUCCUCUCAUUCCGUACUUUAUCGUCUCGCAGGUUAUGGUUGCCUUGUACUGGAGUAUCGGUGUGAUGGCCAUUACCCUGCUGGUGUUUGGAUAUGUCAAGACCUGCGUCGUGCGCGGUUGGUCUGGGCGUGAAAAUGUUGUCGCUGGUGUAUGGGGUGGAGUUCAGAUGUGUUGCGUUGGUGGUAUUGCUGCCGGUGCGGCGAUUGGGUUGGUGCGGUUGAUUGACACGGGCAGUUCUUGA